AUGGCUGACCCAGAUCUAGAUCAAAAUGUUCAAGUCUUCAAGAUCAAACGACUGAUCCGAAACUUGGAAAAAGCCCGUGGUAAUGGAACAUCCAUGAUUUCUCUCAUCAUCCCUCCCAAGGAACAGGUCGCCAAACAGCAAAAGAUGUUGGCCGACGAAUAUGGAACGGCGUCGAACAUCAAAUCGCGAGUCAAUCGACUUUCCGUCCUCUCGGCUAUUACUGCUACUCAGCAGCGAUUGAAGCUCUACAACAAGGUUCCAACAAAUGGCCUGGUCGUUUACUGCGGUACCAUCAUGACCGACGAAGGAAAAGAAAAGAAGGUCACAAUCGAUUUCGAGCCUUUCAAGCCAAUCAACACCUCUCUCUACUUGUGCGACAACAAGUUCCACACUGAAGCUCUCUCAGAUUUGCUCACCGACGAUAACCGUUUCGGAUUCAUUGUUAUGGACGGUAACGGUGCUCUCUUCGCCACUCUUACUGGCAACACUCGUGAUAUUAUUCAAAAGUUCGAUGUUGAUCUGCCGAAAAAGCACGGCCGAGGUGGUCAGUCCGCCCUUCGUUUCGCCCGAUUGCGAAUGGAGAAGAGACACAACUUCGUCCGAAAAGUCGCCGAAACUGCAGUCAAGUGCUUUAUCAAGGACGAUAAGCGAUUGGCCGCCAAGGUCAUCCGAACCGUUGAUGUUUCCUACGGUGGUGAAAAUGGAUUCAACCAAGCAAUCGAACUCGUCCAGGAUGAUCUUUCAAACGUCAAAUUCGUCCAAGAAAAGAAGCUUAUCUGUCAAUACUUUGACGAAAUCAGCCGAGAUACUGGCAAGUACUGCUUCGCGAUCGGUGACACUGUAUCUGCUCUUGAACAAGGUGCAGUCGAGACUCUUAUCAUUUGGGAGAACUUAGACAUCAAGCGAUAUGUCUUCCGAAAUCCAGUCAGCGAAUCGAACGAAGUAAAAUACCUGAAUCAAACCGAAGAACGCGAUCGAAAGCACUUUGUCGACAAGAGCACCGGACAGGAGCUUGAAACAGUGUCCGUCGAGCCCUUCAUCGACUGGUUGGUGGAUACGGACGAAACAAAUCAGCCGAAUUACAAGCAGUACGGAACUCAGCUCGAGAUUGUCACGGAUAGGUCACAGGAAGGAGCUCAAUUUGUCAAAGGAUUCGGUGGUAUUGGAGGCUUAUUGCGUUAUCCGGUGGAUUUCGCAGCGCAAGAAUAUAUAUCCGAUGACGACGACUUUGAUUUGGAUGACUAUUGCCACGGGUUCAAAAAAUACUAG
Molecule: messenger RNA, 1269 nt
Organism: Oikopleura dioica
Lineage: Eukaryota; Metazoa; Chordata; Appendicularia; Copelata; Oikopleuridae
Source: the annotation of a GenBank genome assembly